GGUUAGCGCAAGAGAAGCCUGCAACGUUUUCAUCCACCACUAGAUAGAGCGAAGCAACAUCAGGUACACGUAAUUGAGUUAUCCAAACGUGCACGUGAUAAAUCUUCCGGUUUGGUAUGACCUAACGUUUUCGGUAUUGAGUGGUAACCGGAAGUUUCAUUAUGUCAAGCUUUCAAUAGUCACAGCCAUCGUCGUUUGCAGACAGUGCUGCCUAGCGCCAUGUCUCAAUCUUGCGCCGACGCUAGAAUCUACGUAUCUGAAUAUCAGUUUAUUCGUGAAAACACAACACGUUCAAGCAAGAAACCAGAAGAUCUGGGCGAUCUCUACGGUUUCUGGACACAUGGCGGCAACGUCUUGGUUCAGUUAGCGAUUGCGCCAAGUGGACCUGUUGUCAACAAGUUGGAAAAGAUUUGCAAAGACCACCGUUUGCAGAUAGUUGGUAAAUGGGGAACGAAAGAACCGAAACUGGUCCCUCGACGGAGUGGGUUGGACCCAUCUCUUGGUUUUGUUUACAUUCACCGUUCUCCUCAUAAUGACAAACUUGUUUGCUACUCUAUUCCAGCUUUUACAGAGAGACCCUCUGCUGAAAUCACAGAGUUGACGCCCCUACUCACCGCAAGUCCUUUUCGAGCUCUAGAAGAUGCCAAGAAAACAGAGAAGCUUAAAGAAUCUGGCUUGCAAUAUCUAAAGAAGAAUCCGCAACCUGACUUGAAGGGGCAUUGGAGCAGCAAGGAACGCUACCCUGAAUUCCUCAAAAAUCUCCGAGCCUGUUUCAAGGACGCAGGAAUGGAAGUGAAGCAGUUUCAGCAGCCUGGAUCAGACUACAUUGCAUUCCAAGUUCAAUCUGGGGAAGCGAAGUUUGCUGUCGGUUUUCCGCCUGAUUUUAACAAGAAGAGUAAAGUGGACUUCUACCGUGACCAACAAGCUCCAUUUGAAGCAAUCAUACCAUUAGAUGCAAAGAAAGCCUUCCAUAUACUUCUUACUUGUGUGUCCGAUCCUGAGAAAGUUUCUCAGAAAUGAUUGAUGCUGUGAAAGGUAGUAACCCUUACUGGUGACUGGAAAUACCAGGAAUAUAAAGUGAUAGACAUACAACUUUGCUGUUUCUACUAGUUAGGGUUAACCGUGGCUACAGAUUGUAGCAGUAGUCUCUAAACAGUGCACAUCUGUAGCAUUCAUUACCUAUAUGUUUCAACUUAUGAUCAAUUUCUUAACCAAUCUUGGCAAUCAUCAUUUAGCUCUAGUCAAUUUAAAGGUCCCCUUUGGAAACAGUACACGUACAGAAUUCAUGUCCCAAUUUUUGGGCAUUAGUUAGUUAAUUUGUAAUGCAUUUACAAUUUUGCAGUCUGUGACAAUGGAGGCUGAUAUCUAGAAGUGAACGAGUACAUUUUAGCUUUGAUUUCAAUAAACAGCUGCAGAUUUUAGCAUGAAUUGGUAACCGUAGUUUAAUUAUAGGAAAUAUUUGA
Corticium candelabrum is the source of this 1463-nucleotide messenger RNA. RefSeq lists its product as uncharacterized. The record is from RefSeq and is a predicted model, not a curated record. The transcript has a single exon. The coding region runs from base 220 to 1020 and encodes 266 amino acids. Lineage: Eukaryota; Metazoa; Porifera; Homoscleromorpha; Homosclerophorida; Plakinidae.